AUGCCACCAGUGAGAAGAAGAAAGACGCCUCGCGAAAAACUGCGCGACUACAAUAAGAAAAAUGCAGAGGAUCCCACCCUAAUACACAAAGGAGAACGCUGUCCCGACGCGAAAAUUUGCGUCUUAUCGCGUGUCAUGUGGAUCCGAGGGGAGAACAACUUUGCGGACGCCGUUGUGGUUUCGGGUCCUACUCUCGCCGGCGAAGACCAACGCGAGAGGAUCGUGGUUGCAGAGAAUGCGACUAGUCGAUACCACUGGCAUACGUAUUUUGUUCGAUAUUUGAAUUCUGGGGACACUCAGUCUCGUGUCUCGGAUAGGCCAGUGGCGGAGGCGGAUCUGGUUGAGAGAGCCUAUCCUAAUCCGAGAGUAGAUCGAACAGGCUCUGCAAAUACUUAG
Molecule: messenger RNA, 396 nt
Organism: Botrytis deweyae
Lineage: Eukaryota; Fungi; Ascomycota; Leotiomycetes; Helotiales; Sclerotiniaceae
Exons: 2
Coding region: 1-396 (131 amino acids)
Source: RefSeq, a predicted model, not a curated record